Nymphaea colorata (pocket water lily) is the source of this 3892-nucleotide messenger RNA. RefSeq lists its product as uncharacterized. The transcript has 23 exons. The record is from RefSeq and is a predicted model, not a curated record. Bases 129 to 3641 code for a protein of 1170 amino acids. NCBI's taxonomy places the organism in Eukaryota, Viridiplantae, Streptophyta, Magnoliopsida, Nymphaeales, Nymphaeaceae.
CUAACUCUUGUUUCUUCAACGCAUUUUCGAGAUUUCGCUGCGCCUCUGGUACUUUGCCAAAGGAUCCAUCGAUCACAAGGUUGGCAAGGUAGCUUCUCCUUUCCGAUCGCCUCAGGAUCUCUAGAAAAAUGUUCACAGAAGGCCUCGACGAGAAAGCUCUCAGCUGGAUCAACCAGGGAUUGAAUGUCAAGGAGAAGGCGGACAGCCCGAUCUUUAGUGAGAGAUUCAGUUUGGGGUCUCACACCGACCCCUCUUUAUUGCUGAACAAGAAGAGGGAAUUCUUAUUAUCUCCCGUGCUGCCACCACUGAGGUUCCAUUCUGGCCUUCUUGGUGCGCACCGUGAUACAACCAUCGGUUUUGAAGAUGAUGGCGAGAGCGUGGCUUCUGCGCCUGAUGAUGCCGAGCUGGAGUACUCUGACCCUUUUGAUGAAGGUGCCUUGGGGUCUAGCGAUUCUGAGUUGCAGGAGAAUGAGGCCACCACAAGUCGUGACGAUGAAGAUUCUUUCGGCACCAAUUUUGAUAAAUCUCAAAGAUUUGUAGGUUUGAAUCCGCGCAUAGGAGAAGGAAAAUCUGUUUCUGCCAGUGAGGAGCGCAAUAGUCGUGAAUCUACUGAUACUACUCAUGCUGAAGGAUCAACACCACAGAUUCGACCAGAAAUUGGAACUCCCAGUGCUCCACCCAUGAUAGAGACUGGAAAUCAUAGAAGUAUUCAUGAAACAACCGACGAUAUACCAUCAUCUCAAGGCAUAACCGGGCAAGUUUAUGGUCAUCUACAAACACAGCCAUCAGCAUCAAACUUUGAUGCACCUAAAGGAGGGGAAGUUUAUUUUGAUUCAAACAAAGAAAGCUUUAACCAUGAGGCAACGUGUCCUCGUCAAAUGGAUGCACCGCGUGCAAGAGAGUCUUCCAUAGGAGCUGGAGUGCAGGUUCCAUCUAGACAGACCGCUUCGGUUGAUCGAGCACCAAUUUACAGCACGAGUGGUCAGAGUGCUUGGCAAACUCUUGUAGCUUAUGAGGCUUGUACACGUCUGUGUCUGCAAGCAUGGGCAAGAGGAUGUAUGGAGGCACCUGAGUUCCUUCGAGACGAGUGCAUUGCUCUAAGAAAUGCCUUUGGGUUGCAAAAGUUCCUGCUUCAACCCCAAAUUGAACUGCUGAGAGAAGAGAGAUCUGAUGCUACCAUGGAAGAGACCUGCACAGUUAAGGCAAAGAAGGUUGUUGCAAAAAUUAAGGUGGAAGUAAAAAAGAUCCGCAUUGUACCACAUUACCCUCGUCAGAGACUACAAGCUACAAAUUCUCAGUGGGGCCUGCCUUACAUGCAAGUCGGUGCACAAUAUGUUCGUCAGGUUUCGGCACAGCUUAAGUCAAGAAUGUAUUCACUGAAGGCGGUUCCAUUUGCUGGUAUAUCACAUGAUGCUUUUUCAUGCAUGCUCCAAUUGAAAAGCGCAUCAGAUGAGACACAGUUGGAGCCAGGGUCAGCCAUCUCCAUGCAGCCAGGAUCUGGAGAAUCUUAUGUAUUCUUUCCAGAGAGCCAGGCUGAUGCUCUUCUUGUGGAGGUCCGUGAUUCAAAGGGUGGUAUUCAGGGUCGAUCUGUAAUUCAAGUUUCUUUACUGAAUGAUAACCUUAACGAUCGAGUUCGAUGGUGGCCAAUAUACGAUGACGAUUCUGAAUGUGUAGGGAAGGUUCAACUUGCUAUAAGUUGCACCAACACCUCUUGUGAGACAAGCUCAGUCAAGUGUGGGCCAGUUUCGGAAACAUUUGCUUAUGAUUUGGUACUGGAAGCUGCCAUGAGAUCUCAACACUUCCACUCACGAAAUUUGAGGUUGUAUGGACCAUGGAAGUGGUUGUUAACUGAAUUUGCAGAAUACUAUGGAGUUUCAGAUUCAUAUACUAAGCUAAGGUACCUUUCUUAUGUUAUGGAUGUGGCGAUGCCAACAAAAGAUUGCUUAGAGCUUGCAUAUGAAUUGCUUGUACCAGUGAUCAAAGCUCGAAAUGAAAACAACCUCAACAGACAAGAGAAGAGAAUCCUUUUUGACUGUGAAGCUCAAGUGGGCCGUCUCCUAACAACUGUUUUCGAAAAUUACAAGUCAUUGGAUGACUUGUCUCCUACUGGCUUGGCAUCCGAUCUCUUCGGCCCGUCUUCAGAUUCUGCUGCACCUGCCUUAGCCCCAGCUGUGCAAAUAUAUGCACUUCUUCAUGAUGUGCUUUCAUUAGAAGCUCAAAACAUAUUGAGAACUUAUCUGCAGACUGCUGCUAGAAAGAGAUGUAAAAGGCAUAUGCUGGAAACAGAUGAAUAUAUGUCGGCCAAUGCUGAUGGGUUCCUAACGGAUAUGGAAACAAUGACUACAGCAUAUCGCAAGAUGAAGACCUUGUGCAUCAACAUAAGUAGUGAGAUUUACAAGGACAUAAAGAUACAUAAUCAGCACAUCUUUCCAAGUUCAAUUGACCUGCCAAACAUAGCAGCUGCAGUUUACAGCACUGAGUUAUGUAAUAGACUGAGAGGCUUUCUCGUGGCAUGUCCACCAUCCGGCCCUUCACCUCACGUAACUGAACUUCUGCUUGCAACUGCUGAUUUCGAAGGAAGCCUCUUCUCUUGGAACAUAAGUCCUAUAAAUGGAGGUGUAGAUUCAAAAAAUCUGUUCCAUCAUUACAUAGUACUGUGGAUUCAAGACAAACAAGAUUACCUGAUUGAUCUUUGCAAAGGGGAUAAGGCACCACUAUGUGGGAUAACUACACAGAAUUCAACUUCGCCAUUUGUGGAGGAUAUGUAUGAACAUAUCAAGGCGAUGCUGGAUGAAUACAAAGUAGUGAUCAACAGAUGGCCUCAGUACUCCCUGCUUCUAGAGAGUGCUAUUGCUGAUGUAGAAAGAGCAACUAUGAAAGCAUUGGAGAAACAAUUCAAUGAAAUAUUAAUGCCCUUGAAGGACAGCAUUCAGAAAAAGCUUGGCAUGCAAGUUCAGAAGUUCACUAGGCGUCAAUCUGUAUCUCACUACAUAGUUCCUAAUCAACUCGGAACUUUUCUAAACACUGUCAAACGCAUUCUAGAUAUUCUGCACUGUAAGAUUGAGAGCAUUUUAAAAUCAUGGGCAUCUUUCCUCCCUGGUGUUGAAGAAAGAAGAGCUGGUGUUGUUGGAGAGCAACUUAAUGGAAUCACUGUGAUGCUAAGAACAAAAUACAAAAAUUACUUGCAAGCUUUGGUGGAGAAGCUCGUAAGAAAUACAGAGGCUAACAGAAGCAUUCGCCUCAAAAAAAUUCUUGAAGAAACAAAAGAGGCUGAAGGAGAAGCUGAGAUCCGUGAAAGAAUGCAACCACUAAGCCUACAGCUUGCAGAAAUAAUAUCUAACUUACAUGAUGUAUUCUCAAGUCGUAUUUUUGUUGCCAUCUGUCGUGGCUUUUGGGACAGAAUGGGGCAGUGUAUUUUGAGUUUUCUUGAGAGCAAGAAAGAAAACCGAAUCUGGUACAAAGGGUCCUACUAUGCUUUAGUGAUUCUGGAUGACACAUUUGCUUCUCAGAUGCAGAGAUUACAAGGGAAUUCUCUACAAGAUAAGGACCUUGAUCCUCCCCGUUCUGUGAUUGAAUCAAGGUCAAUUCUUUGCAGAGAUACACAAAAUGCAGCAGAAAGAUCAAACUACUACUACUUUUAGCAGGUUAACAAGAACUCCGAAAAAGUUGGCCCCUUUCCUCAACCUUGUUGAUCUUUGGGCCUGUCAAGGCUUCAUCUUCCAAAUCCCGUCUGCAGUCUGCACAACCUUUCUUGUACAGUUCAUUGUAUAUGGGUAAUUGCUUAAUAUUCUUUUGUAUGACUUUAUAUUCGUGAUGUAUCUCGAAUAAUGAUCAUGCGCCACGCGCAUGCUUCCAGUAUUAAUUUUUUGGUAUAAAAUUUGAGUUUUUUUUC